Molecule: messenger RNA, 2299 nt
Organism: Dama dama (fallow deer)
Lineage: Eukaryota; Metazoa; Chordata; Mammalia; Artiodactyla; Cervidae
Product: O-acyltransferase like protein-like
Exons: 15
Coding region: 1-2100 (699 amino acids)
Molecular function (GO): acyltransferase activity, transferring groups other than amino-acyl groups
Source: RefSeq, a predicted model, not a curated record
AUGGCCCUGACCUUACUGCUUUGUCUGCUUUCUUUUCAAUUUCAAUUGACUUUUGUUUUUCCUGCAAGAAAUAUUUCUCUCAAGUGCAUGCAGGACGUUGAAGAAUUCCUUUCUGAUCUGAAUUCAGUGGAGCCCAAAGAAUACGCUCUAAGAAUGUACGACUCGGUCGGGAAGGUGGGCAGCAACGUUCUUGACGGAAACGUGGACAGGCUGGGCUCUUAUAGCGAGUGUCUCUCCGCCCGCGCCCCGGCCGGCCGCUUCCGGGGCCGCUACUGCAAGCUUCGCUUCGCCCACGAUGGAGCUGACUACAGCGUGGGGGUGUGUGUGCCCGAUUCUUGCACUGAAGAAGACGUGAGUGCCAUGACUCAGAUGGAUAUUUUAAGGUUCAGAAAGGCUUCGUUCUGGGCUCCUCCGCUCCCUCUCUUUGCAAUGAACACUUCCUCCUCGUCUGGCCGGGGUGUGGCCCGGUGCGCCACUGGAUUGUUCCCCCUGGACACGUUUGCGGCCCUGAGUCUGGUCCUCACCUUCCUGGGCCUCACCCUCCCUCUGGCGGGAACCGUCUACGUGGCCGCCACUGGGCGGGGGUCGGACUGCCAGGCACCACCGGUACCCGAGGAGCCUCCGGCCACGUACGGGAGCCUGCCUCUGAGAGCGCCGGUGGGGAGCGGGCCAGGAAGCAGAGUCCAGCCGACGGGCUAUCUGCCCGUCUCACCGUCAGGAACCCCGAGCGGAGGAAAAAGUUUUCUAGCCACCGUGGACCGAGUUCUGAAAUGCUUUUCCUGGCAGAAGAAUGUGCCGGCCCUCUGGACCACAAAGACGCCGGGAAGCACGUGCUCUGCCUUGAACGGCCUCCGAGUGUUGAGCCUCCUCUGGAUCAUGUCUGGGCACACGAGUCAGAUGACUGCGUGGAUGUCUCUGGAUAAUGUGCUUGAAUGGAAAGCCAGGGUGCUUAGAAACCCACUGUACCUUUAUUCUCGGAGUGGCCCCUUCUAUCUCGGCGUGGACACGUUUUUCCUGAUCAGUGGCUGGCUAAGUGCAAGGUCAUUUUUAAAGAUGCGUCAGGAUUCAGACAAAGGAAUAACCCCUAGCGUCAUACUCAGAUACUUUUUCGGUCGCCUUAUAAGGCUGCAGCCUCUUCACCUGUUCUCGCUGUCCUUGCUGGUUGCGCUGUUCUCGCUUGUGCCCUGGGGGCCCGUCUGGGAGGUGCCCAAGCUCCACCUGGAGAACUGCCGGCGGGCCUGGUGGACCAACCUGCUGCUGCUCAACAACCUCCUGUCGGUCCGGGGUGCGUGCAAUGGCUGGACGUGGUACCUUGCCAAUGACUUUCAAUUCCAUCUCACAACCCCGGUGAUCGUCUUCAUCCACGGAAAAAGUCAGCGUGCCCUCGUCCUGCUCGGGGCCUCGCUGCUCCUGGCGUCGUGCGCCGCCUCCGCUCUGCUCACGCGGGCUCACAGCCUUCCGGUGGCAGCUCCGUCAGAAGCCAGUGAAGAGGCAGCCAGACUGUAUUUCUUGGAGUAUUACACGAAGCCCUACUGUCGAUACGGGCCUUUCCUCGUGGGCCUCUUACUGAGCGUUUUCAUGCACCAUCACCAGGCAGACAUUCUGAGAACCAAGGGGCAGGCUCUGCUGGGCUGGGGGUGCUCCCUGUCGACUCUCCUGCUAGUGGUCGCCCUGGCCUACACGGUGGACGACGUCUCCCCCACCUCCUCCGUCGCUGCUGCUGUCUACCAAGGCCUCCACCGGACCGUGUGGGCGGCGGCCGUGGGCUGGGUCCUGUUCGCAUGUCAGGAAGGCUAUGGAGGCCUGGUGACUCGGCUGCUCUCCUGCGGAGUCUGGACUUCCCUGGCCAGCAUCAGCUACGCUUGUUACCUGGUGCACCCCACCCUCAUCAUCCUCUACAACGGGCUUCAGGAGACGCUGAUUCACUACACAGACGUCAACAUGUUCUAUCUCUUCUUGGGACACUGCUUGCUUACCUUCAUCGCUGGGCUGGUCCUGACGCUGUGCGUUGAGAAGCCAUGUCAGGAACUGAAGUGGUGCCUGCUGAAAUCAGUGCCCGCAGGGCCAAGAGCUUCCAGAAAAACCCUGGAGAGUGGAUGACCCUUUGUGGGAGGCGACGAGCAACGCCAAGGGUGGCUUCGUUUAUGUCACAAACGCUUGUGUUUCUUAAACAGGGUGUGAAUCAGAUUUUGUGAAUAUCUAAGGUAGACAAGUUCUCUGUGUUUAUUAAGCGUUCUGUGAUAAUCUGUUUAGUAUUUGUAGCAUGAUAACUGGCCCCAAUGCAACUUUUUAGCAAAAA